This is a messenger RNA of Cydia amplana, 1220 nucleotides long. RefSeq lists its product as uncharacterized. Lineage: Eukaryota; Metazoa; Arthropoda; Insecta; Lepidoptera; Tortricidae. Bases 3 to 1220 code for a protein of 405 amino acids. The record is from RefSeq and is a predicted model, not a curated record. The transcript has 8 exons.
UGAUGCAGGAAGAAACAUUCACCGUGGCGUCCAUACCGGACUGCAUAACUGUACUUCAAGAAGACCGCAACAUUCCCCUGUGGCGAGAGACGCAAGUCGGCUGCAAGGUUCUACUGCUGCUACAGGAGAUUCACAAGUUCAACAUUACCUAUACCGAAGGUCCUUACCACCACGAUGAGAAGGACUUGUAUGUCGACGACGUGGACAUCUUCGCCAAGCCUCGGUCCCUGUGGUCUCCCGCCAUGGACAACUGCACACCAAUUGCGCCUGUAAUGGAUUGGAAGUUCGGAUACCUCCUCCGUCGACCUGUCCCCAACAUCAAGCACUUCUACAGUCUCGCCUUCUCGACACCAACGUGGCAUUUUAUAGCCGCCAUGAUUCUGCUGGUCUCCGUGCUGUUUUAUAUCCUCAACCGAGCUGAACAGAAGCUGUCAGGGGAAAACCUCAAGUGCCACUUAUGGAGUGAGCUGCUGAUUGCGUUCGGAAUAAUCUGUCAGCAUUACAUGUCAAUCAACCCAAUGGAAUUAACAUCGCGCCGCAUCGCCUUCAUCAGCUUUUCCAUGUUCUCCUACAUAAUAUAUUGUUACUAUACAUCUACCCUGCUCUCCGACUUGGUGCAUGACAGAGACAACGAGAUGGACUUGGAUACGUUAAGCGACAGCGAUUAUGAACAUGCUGUUUUGGAUACCUUAGCUGGUAUAAUCAAGGUUGUUAUUGAGCAGCUCCCUAAAGAUAAUAAAAUGUCUCCUCAACGCGUGAGCUUCAUCCAAAAUCAGUUGAUCAAUCAUCGUGUAGUGAAUAUUAGCACGGGGCUGGCCGAGGUUAAGACGAGCAAAACAGCUCUGCUAUCUGACUAUGUCUCCUUACAUUCCGCCGUGAUGCAGUCGUUCACCAAUUCUGAAGCAUGUGAUCUUAUUAAAGUUGAUAUAUUUUCAAACGUUCUCAAAUACUUUGUUACUUCCAACAAUUUCAAAUACAUUGAGGAAUUCAAAAUCAGCACACUGCGGGCCCAGGAAGCCGGCGUGCUGCACCGUGUACUCUCACCGCACAAGGUCCAACAUUUCAGUGAAGCGUGCGUGAGCUCGCACUUCCAAGCGCACAUCGGGCUCGUCAGACAACCGUGCAUCCUACUGGCGCUGGGAUACGUGCUGUGCGGGUUCAUAUUGUUAGCUGAAAGAGUGCACUAUAAUAGGUAUAAGGUUUGGCCGUAUGUGAACUAG